Molecule: messenger RNA, 6019 nt
Organism: Myotis daubentonii (Daubenton's bat)
Lineage: Eukaryota; Metazoa; Chordata; Mammalia; Chiroptera; Vespertilionidae
Gene: ATP8B4
Product: ATPase phospholipid transporting 8B4 (putative)
Biological process (GO): phospholipid translocation; Golgi organization
Cellular component (GO): trans-Golgi network; plasma membrane
Molecular function (GO): magnesium ion binding; ATPase-coupled intramembrane lipid carrier activity; ATP binding
Source: RefSeq, a predicted model, not a curated record
GGUCAAGAGUGUUUUUCCCGGAGUUGGUCUCAGGUUUUCAAGAAUGUCCCCUAGAGACCCAGCUUGUUUUCUGUGUAAUCACUAGAGCUUUCAGAAUAGCCUUGCGUUUCUCCCUGAGAUGGUCAUGGAAUGGGUACCUGUUUGAUCUUCCUGCACUGCUGGGAAAGCUCCCCUGUCGGGAGAGGGGUAGGUCCAGGCUGAGAUUCAGAGAUUGAGUCUUAGGAGGGCAAAGUGGCUUGGCCAAAGUUCCACUGGAGAGAAAGUACCUGAGCUGGGAUUGGAGCCUGUUAUCCUAAACGUCUCUCCCGUAUGGUACAGUCUCCAGAGGGAACAGGAAGCAGAGUUGGGGAAAGAGGAAGACAAGCAGAACAGAGCAGAGACUGGUGAAUAGAAGGAGAGGAGGGCAGGAGGUGCUCACAGGGGACCUUCAUUGAUCCAAAGGUUCAAGAAAAGAUGACUUUGUGUUUACUCCAGCAUCCUUUAGAGGUGAAGCAAGUGUCAGCUGGAGUAUUUUGGCCAACUGUUGAGACCCGGUGAAAAAUAAUCGGCGCAAUAAUGUUCUUCAGUAAAAAGAAACCACUUGAAGUGGAGCGGAUAGUAAAAGCUAAUGACCGUGAAUACAAUGAAAAGUUCCAGUACGCAGAUAAUCGUAUCCACACAUCCAAGUACAACAUCCUCACCUUUUUGCCAAUUAAUUUAUUUGAACAGUUCCAAAGAGUGGCAAAUGCCUAUUUCCUUUUUCUUCUGAUUUUACAGCUGAUUCCAGAAAUUUCUUCCUUGACCUGGUUUACCACCAUUGUGCCUUUGGUCCUGGUGAUAACUAUGACAGCUGUCAAAGAUGCUACAGAUGAUUAUUUUCGCUACAAGAGUGAUAAGCAAGUGAAUAAUCGGCAAUCUGAAGUGCUCAUCGACAGCAAACUGCAGAAUGAAAAAUGGAUGAAUGUCAGAGUGGGAGAUAUCAUCAAAUUGGAAAAUAACCAAUUUGUUGCUGCUGAUCUGCUUCUCCUAUCAAGUAGUGAGCCAUAUGGCCUUUGCUAUAUUGAAACUGCUGAGCUUGAUGGGGAAACAAACCUUAAAGUUCGUCAUGCACUAUCAGUUACCUCAGAACUUGGAGAAGAUAUUGGGAGACUUGCAAAGUUUGAUGGGAUUGUUGUCUGUGAGGCACCUAACAACAAAUUAGAUAAAUUCACGGGAGUUCUCUCUUGGAAGGACAGUGAGCACUCCCUCAACAAUGAGAAGAUAAUCCUGAGGGGCUGUGUGCUGAGAAACACCAGCUGGUGUUUCGGAAUGGUUAUUUUUGCAGGUCCUGACACUAAACUAAUGCAGAACAGUGGUAAGACAAAGUUUAAAAGGACAAGCAUUGAUAGACUGAUGAAUACUCUAGUACUAUGGAUAUUUGGGUUUCUCAUAUGCUUGGGAAUUAUUCUUGCCAUAGGAAAUUCAAUCUGGGAGAACCAAGUUGGGGACCAAUUCAGAAGUUUCCUUUUCUGGAAUGAAGGAGAGAAGAACUUUGUGUUCUCAGGAUUCUUAACAUUUUGGUCCUAUAUUAUUAUUCUCAAUACAGUUGUACCCAUUUCAUUAUAUGUGAGUGUGGAAGUAAUUCGUCUGGGACACAGUUACUUUAUAAACUGGGACCAGAAGAUGUAUUACUCUGGAAAAGCAACACCUGCUGCAGCUCGAACGACCACGCUCAAUGAGGAACUGGGCCAAAUUGAAUAUGUUUUCUCUGACAAAACGGGCACCCUCACUCAGAACAUCAUGACUUUUAAAAAAUGUUCCAUUAACGGGAGAAUCUAUGGUGAAGUACAUGAUGACCUGGGUCAGAAGACAGACAUAAUUAAGAAAAAAAAGCCUGUGGAUUUCUCAGUCAACCCCCAAGUAGAUAAAACGUUUCAGUUUUUUGACCCCUCGCUGAUGGAAUCCAUUAAACUGGGUGAUCCCAAAGUGCAUGAAUUCCUGAGGUUACUCGCUCUCUGCCACACUGUAAUGUCAGAGGAAAACAGUGCAGGACAGCUGAUUUAUCAAGUUCAAUCACCUGAUGAAGGGGCUCUAGUGACUGCUGCAAGAAAUUUGGGGUUCAUUUUUAAGUCUCGGACACCAGAGACAAUAACAAUAGAAGAAUUGGGAACACCAGUUACUUACCAAUUGCUUGCCUUUUUGGAUUUCAACAAUAUCAGGAAAAGGAUGUCUGUCAUAGUUAGAAACCCGGAAGGACAGAUAAAGCUUUAUUCCAAAGGAGCAGACACGAUUCUGUUUGAAAAACUUCAUCUGUCCAAUGAAGACCUUCUGGCUUUGACGUCAGACCAUAUCAGUGAAUUUGCAGGGGAAGGCCUUCGAACCCUGGCCAUUGCAUACAGAGAUCUGGAUGAUAAGUACUUUAAAGAGUGGCAUAAGAUGCUUGAAGAUGCAAAUGCUGCCACAGAUGAGAGGGAUGAACGGAUAGCUGGGCUGUAUGAAGAAAUUGAACAGGAUUUGAUGCUUCUAGGUGCCACUGCUGUAGAAGACAAGUUACAAGAGGGUGUUAUUGAAACGGUUUUAAGUUUAUCACUAGCCAAUAUUAAGAUCUGGGUCCUAACAGGAGACAAACAAGAAACUGCCAUCAACAUUGGCUAUGCCUGCAACAUGCUGACUGAUGACAUGAAUGAAGUGUUCAUUAUAGCAGGGAACACCGCAAUGGAAGUCAGAGAAGAACUCAGGAAAGCAAAGGAAAAUUUGUUUGGACAAAACAAAAGUUCUUCCAAUGGCCAUAUAGUUUUCAAAAAAAAGCAGCAGCUGGAGUUGGACUCAAUUGUAGAAGAAACCGUAACAGGAGAUUACGCCUUAAUCAUAAAUGGCCACAGUUUGGCUCAUGCCCUAGAAAGUGAUGUCAAGAAUGACCUCCUAGAACUUGCCUGCAUGUGUAAGACUGUGGUGUGCUGCCGAGUCACGCCACUCCAGAAGGCCCAAGUAGUAGAGCUGGUGAAGAAACACAGAAAUGCUGUCACGUUGGCCAUAGGCGAUGGAGCCAAUGAUGUCAGCAUGAUCAAAAGCGCUCACAUUGGCAUUGGAAUCAGCGGCCAGGAGGGACUGCAGGCAGUCCUAGCCAGCGACUACUCCUUCGCACAGUUUCGAUACCUCCAAAGGCUCCUCCUUGUUCACGGAAGGUGGUCCUAUUUCCGAAUGUGCAAAUUCUUAUGCUACUUCUUCUAUAAGAAUUUUGCAUUCACACUUGUGCAUUUCUGGUUUGGUUUCUUCUGUGGCUUCUCAGCCCAGACUGUCUAUGACCAGUGGUUCAUCACCCUUUUUAACAUUGUCUACACAUCACUUCCUGUUUUAGCCAUGGGGAUUUUUGACCAGGAUGUAAGUGACCAGAACAGCAUGGACUUUCCCCAGCUCUACAAACCUGGACAGCUGAAUCUACUUUUUAACAAGCGUAGAUUUUUCAUCUGCAUGGCACAUGGAAUCUACACCUCAUUAGCUCUUUUCUUCAUCCCUUAUGGGGCCUUUAACAGCGAUGCUGGAGAAGACGGGCAGCACCUUGCCGACUACCAGUCUUUUGCAGUUACCAUGGCCACGUCUUUGGUUAUUGUGGUCAGCGUGCAGAUAGCCUUGGAUACCAGUUACUGGACGGUCAUUAAUCACGUCUUCAUCUGGGGCAGCGUUGCCACUUACUUCUCCAUUUUACUUACAAUGCACAGUAACGCCAUGUUUGGUGUCUUCCCAAACCAGUUUCCGUUUGUUGGAAAUGCACGACAUUCCUUGACCCAGAAGUGCAUCUGGCUGGUCAUUCUCCUAACGACAGUGGUUUCAGUUAUGCCUGUGCUGGCAUUCAGAUUUCUGAAGGUGGAUUUAUUCCCGACCCUGAGUGACCAGAUCCGCCAGCGACAGAAGGCUCAAAGGAAGGCACGGCCUCUGCGUAGCCGAAGGCCUCAGACUCGUAGAUCAAGCUCAAGAAGAUCUGGAUAUGCUUUUGCUCACCAAGAGGGCUACGGAGAGCUUAUCACAUCUGGAAAAAAUAUGCGAGCUAAAAAUCCACCCCCAACAUCGGGGUUGGAAAAGACACUGAGUAAUAGCACUAGUUGGAUUGAAAAUUUAUGUAAGAAAACCACAGACGCAGUGAGCAGCUUUAACCAGGAUAAAACGGUGAAACUGUGAGUCAAGAUGAGUUUGAACCACAUAGUUAUCUUUUCACUUCAGCUGGAGCUGGAAUUCAGCUGGCUCUGGAGCUUGGGAUUGGGGCUAGAAGUGGGGCAGAUUGCCUCACUUAAUUUAAAUCUGUGGCAGACAGCUGCCUGGUACCUAUCAAAUAGUGGUGUACUCUACCAGAAACCAAGUCAGAUGGUCACCAUCUAAUUUGCGAUUUGGCAGACAAAACCCUCACAAUAUAAGCACAGGGUUUUAUCAGUUUAGAUACCAGUUGACCUGAACUUUAGAAUUUUAUGUAUUGAGAAAACUUGUAAAUCUGCAUAUACAUUGAAUGCAUCUUCAGGUGGAUAAAAGGGUGCAUUCAAAAGGUAUAUACCCCAGCUGAGAAAGCAUGCUUGUUUACAGAUAAACACGUAUAUGUAAGAUCAGCCUUUCCCAAGAAUAUACUUUUAAUAUUUAAAAUUAUACUAAGAUGCUUUCAGAUUAAGAUAUCUUCCUAGUCUUGAUAUCUAUCUGUGGGUUCAGCCAGAACAAAAAUCACCUUCAUGCCUGAAGAAUAGAAAAACACAUCGGUGUUCCUCAUUUUUAUGCUAGUCUAGAGAUGGUACAGAUUGAGCAUUUUAGCUGGGGGAUAAAUUGGUAAUUUGGUCAAAUUUAUUCAAAAAACUUACAUGGACCUGUUCAUGAAAUGUCAAAGAGAGGCUCUCUAGUAAGUGUUCUAAAUACUUUUCAAUGACUUCUAUAACAAUCUUGGUAGGAACUUGUCCUGUGUUAUCCUGAACCAUCAAUGGAACCAGCAAAGCAUUGAAAUUUCCAACUUUAAUGAUAGUAUUCCAUACAGUAUAUGGGCAGAUACUUUCAACAUUUCUUAUUUUAAAAAGUUCCAUUUGAAACCAAAUUAAUCAACAUUCUUUCCAAUUACUAUUAAAUACCCAGGCUUAAGUCAUUCAGAGUGAGUUGCUUUUGGUUUUUAGCUAUAAUGCUUAUAAUUCCAAAAUAAACAUAUGUAGAUGAGGCUGAUUUUUUUGGAGAUGCUCUAGUCCAAAUGUGAAUCACCAAUGUAGUUUCCAUAAAAGAAUUCAAGCAGAUUGGUGUUCAAAGUCCAGCUCUAUUGCUUCUUACCUCUAUAACUCUCGGCUGGUGAAGUGCCUCUCUGAGAUUCAGUUUCUUCCUCUGCAAAAUGAAGAUAUGCUACCUACCUCAUGUGGCUGUUUGAGGACUGUCAAAGCACAAAUUCUCAAAUCAUUAAAAAAAUAAUUCUCAGAGGAAUAGAUGAUGAGGUUAGGCCCAUUUAAUUCACCAUCAGAAUAAUAGAGCAUUUGAAAAGGAUGUGGAGAAGUAGAAUUUAGCUAAUCACUGUGAAAGGCCUUGAAAUGAGAUUGCAAAGUAAGAUAUAAAAUGGGUCAGUGUCCUACAGGGCAAUAAAACUAUGACCAUGGAGGUGAAUUUCUCUACCAGAAAGCAAAAACAAGUCAUCCCCAUGCCUUAUCAAUUUUUUACAAGUCAACAUCCAACUUUACAGCGUUCUUAAUCUGGUUCCUAUUAAAUUAUUAGUCAAAGUUCUAUUUCCCAAACGAGUCAAAUGGUCCUUGGAUGGGCUUGAUGAACAAUGGGCUAGCAUAAUAUUAGUAGGUCACACAAUCCUGUUUUUUUGUUUUAUUUUGUUUGUUUUUUUGGCCUUAAUUUCCAAGUCUGGGAUAAGUUUCUUUGAAUGGGAUCAAAUAAGAUAUGUGUAAAAGAACCUAAUCAUAGUAAAUGCUCAUAUAUGUUCCCUUUGCCCCUACAUGCCUCUGUAGACUCACCAAGAUAUUAGUUUUCAAUGUCUAAUGUGUUUGCUCACUUUUUAUAACAUUUUUUAAAGAUUUGAAAACUUUCAGUAAAUAUUUUGGCAAUA